CAUCCAGCCAAGGAAUUACAGAACUACUUGGACCUUGGUAUAUCCAGAGACAUACUACAAAAAUGGACUACACUCUGGCCCUGUUGUUUUCCCUGCUGCAAGUUUUCAGUGUGGGCACGGCUGCUCCUCUGCCAGUGGAGGUGGUGAAGAUGAAAUCAAAAGUGAAGUGGAUGGCUGAGCAGUUGGUCGUCAGGCUGAACAAGGACUUCCAGGUCCCUCCUGGUCUGACACUCAGUCCGCCUGCUGACAUCCUGGAUGGACCCUUGUCCAUAGUCACGGUCUUGGAUGGUUAUAACAGCCUAAUCUCCGACACCUUCAACGGAGUCUCCCAGGUCAAGUUUGACAUCUCAUCUCUGACGGGUUACAUUGGCCAGUGGAGGCAGGGGCACUGCACCGAGCAGCGGCCCAAGCCCUCGGUGCCGGGGCCCCUGCAGGAGCUGCAGAGUCGGAAGGAGUUCAUUCACACCGUUAGCAUCGAGGCUCUCAUGAGAGUGAAGGAGUUCCUCAAUCUGCUGCUGAAAAAUCUGGACCAUCUUGAGACUUGCUGAAAAGUGGGACAUUAGCACCAGUAUUUGUAAGUUGCUGGCAAACUUUUGCAAUGUGUGCUGAAGGAAAUGUAUUCUUGAACUUAUUUAUAUAUAUAUAUAUAUAUAUCUAUACAUGUAUAUAUUUAUAUUCUGUUUAAAAAAUACGUAUUUUGUCACACUGUCUUCUCAUCAAAUGUCUGCAGCGUAAGUGUAGUUUGUGCAGGAGUCUAUGCAGACUUGUCUAUACACAGAGAUCAAUCAGCUGCUCAUAGCUUUGUCCUAUGACACCACUGUUGUAGCAACACAGGCUUCUCAGUGAAACUAUGGAGUUGUAGUUAAAUUCAGUCGAGCAGCUGAAUCAGCUGCCGGCUGCAGCCAAAGGAAACGUCACAGUGCGCAGUGAUGUCACUCCUGGAAAUUCCUGAAAACCAGGUUGAAACUUGCCAAGAAAAACAGGUGUGUUUGUAUGAGAACUACAAGGACAGGAAGGGCAAGGGGCAACUUCCAUUUUUGUGCAAUAGCAUCAACUCUU
Molecule: messenger RNA, 1059 nt
Organism: Epinephelus fuscoguttatus (brown-marbled grouper)
Lineage: Eukaryota; Metazoa; Chordata; Actinopteri; Perciformes; Serranidae
Product: leptin-like
Exons: 3
Coding region: 63-548 (161 amino acids)
Source: RefSeq, a predicted model, not a curated record